Molecule: messenger RNA, 1355 nt
Organism: Protopterus annectens (West African lungfish)
Lineage: Eukaryota; Metazoa; Chordata; Ceratodontiformes; Protopteridae
Product: fructose-1,6-bisphosphatase 1-like
Exons: 7
Coding region: 71-1090 (339 amino acids)
Biological process (GO): fructose 1,6-bisphosphate metabolic process; fructose 6-phosphate metabolic process; fructose metabolic process
Cellular component (GO): cytosol; cytoplasm
Molecular function (GO): fructose 1,6-bisphosphate 1-phosphatase activity
Source: RefSeq, a predicted model, not a curated record
AGGAGAGCCCUGCAUUGCGAGUGCUUGACUGUGUGUUAGCUCUGUCUCGUUCCAGCGAUAGGAACCGAUCAUGGCAGACAAGGCUCCUUUCGACACUGAUGUAAUCACUCUUACCAGAUUCGUGCUGGAACAGGGCAGAAAGGCAAAGGGUAGCACUGGAGAGUUCAGUCAGCUACUGUAUUCGCUGUGCACAGCAAUCAAAGCCAUCUCCUCUGCUGUCAGGAAAGCGGGCAUCGCACAGCUAUAUGGCAUUUCUGGGAGCACAAACGUAACAGGUGAUCAGGUGAAGAAGCUUGAUGUUCUGUCUAAUGAUCUUAUGAUCAACAUGUUGAAGUCAUCCCUGACUACCUGUGUUCUUGUCACAGAGGAGAAUGAAGAAGCUAUUAUUGUAGAACCUGAACGACGGGGCAAAUAUGUUGUCUGUUUUGAUCCCCUCGAUGGGUCUUCCAACAUAGACUGUCUUGCAUCCAUUGGAACGAUUUUUGCCAUCUAUAAAAGGUCUUCAGACACUGAGCCUUCAGAAAAGGAUGCCUUGCUGUCUGGUCGUAACAUAGUGGCUGCUGGAUAUGCCCUCUAUGGUAGUGCUACCAUGCUGGUGUUGGCUGACAUUAACGGAGUUAACUGCUUUAUGCUAGAUCCGGCUAUAGGUGAGUUCAUUCUAGUGAACAGAGAUUUGAAGAUUAAAAAGAAAGGGAAUAUCUACAGUCUUAAUGAGGGCUACGCCAAGUACUCAGAUGCAGCGGUGACAGAAUACGUGCAGAAGAAGAAGUUCCCAGAGGAUGGCACCUCCCCAUAUGGUGCAAGGUACGUAGGGUCCAUGGUGGCAGAUGUGCAUCGUACCUUGGUUUAUGGGGGCAUUUUCUUGUACCCAGCCAAUACCAAGAGCCCUAAAGGCAAGCUUAGACUUCUGUAUGAAUGCAACCCUAUGGCAUACAUUAUGGAGCGAGCUGGAGGCAUGGCAACCACAGGAACACAGGCGGUGCUAGACAUUGAACCUACCAAUAUCCACCAGAGGGUGCCUGUAGUUCUGGGCUCUCCAGUUGAUGUCCAGGAAUACAUAGACAUUUUCAAAAAACACUUUGCAAAGUGAAGUAUGUAGCAGAUAACAGGGCUUAGCUUAAACAGGACCAAAGAACAUUCUGCUGUUGGACCAAAGAUUGUAUUUUGGCAAUUUGAAUGGUACAAAUCUGUCUUCAAAGGUCCUAUUGGCAUAAAUGAGUAGAAGAGAGGAACCAGAUAAAGGACCAGCUGUAAUGACUUGCACAUGGUUAAAUUCUUUUAACUGUAAUUUUACUCUUUUUAAGAUAUGGUCUUGAAGGGUCUAAAAUAAACAUAUACUGUAUUUUUGCUGUUCA